Dufourea novaeangliae is the source of this 6082-nucleotide messenger RNA. It is a transcript of the gene Ubr3, whose product is annotated as E3 ubiquitin-protein ligase UBR3. The record is from RefSeq and is a predicted model, not a curated record. Gene Ontology annotation, molecular function: zinc ion binding; ubiquitin protein ligase activity. Gene Ontology annotation, biological process: protein ubiquitination; ubiquitin-dependent protein catabolic process via the N-end rule pathway. Lineage: Eukaryota; Metazoa; Arthropoda; Insecta; Hymenoptera; Halictidae. Gene Ontology annotation, cellular component: cytoplasm; ubiquitin ligase complex.
GCAACGAUCGGUUGGCUUGUCGGCUUACCGAGAUUUUAACGUCGGUAUCAUCUGAUUCCCGACUCGAGCUGCUCGUUUCUUUUCUAUACACUCGUCAUCCACGAAGGAUACCACAAAGACGUAUUGAAACCAGUGGUAUCCUCGCUGCGCGAGGUCAAUAUUUUCACGAUGGCCUCGACAUCCAGCACCUCGGCCCAAGUAUUAAUGAACAAGGGCAAACGUGGUGCAGCUGGAUAUAUUUAUGACGAAUGUGUAAAUCCAACCCUAAACGCUGGUGGUCCACAGAACCUUAACAAUUUAUUGGAUAUACUCUUGAAUCCCAGUAAGGCUAUUGAUGACUGGGAAACCAUCGACUGGUGUAAGUGGUUGAUGGCUGGUGGUCGUACACCAGAUGAAUUUGCUAACACAGUAAGAACGUAUGAUAAUGCUACAACAUGUGGACUCGUUUGGACACCAAAUUUUGUAGCGUAUCGUUGUCGUACUUGUGGUAUAUCACCUUGUAUGUCUUUGUGCACGGAAUGCUUCAAAAAAGGGAAUCAUUAUCGCCACGACUUCAAUAUGUUUCUUAGUCAAGCUGGAGGAGCAUGCGAUUGUGGUGAUCCGUCUGUUAUGAAAGAAGAAGGAUUCUGUGAUAGACAUGGCCCUAAAGCUUCUGUUAAUACGUCAGCUGCUCCUUCAGAUCUAUUAUGCGUGGCGAAUGCAAUGAUGCCUAGAAUUAUUCUUCGUCUUAUUCAAUAUUUACGUGAAAAGUCUACGAACUCACCGGAUAUUAAGGUUGCUAUCCAAGACGCGGAUGGAUAUUUAACUAUGCUCCUUGAUUUUAAUAAGAUGGGUGCAUUGAUGAGGCAAGUUAUAACAUCGGCGUUAACAAAUCCACAGAAAUAUAAAGGUUUCAUGAAUCCUUCUGUGUCUACUGCACAACCAGAAUAUGACAUCUAUUGUCAAGAUAACAUUAAAAUAUAUCAAGAUACUGUGAAGUUGUUACCAAACCCAGAACCACCCGAUGAGUACAAAGAAUGUGUAUCAUUGCAAGAACACUUAGAACAUAAUACAUUCUUAGAAGAAUUAAUGUUCUGGACAGUUGUUUAUGAAUUCCCGCAGAAAUUAGUUUGUCUUCUGUUGAACAUGUUACCGGAUCCCGAUUACAAAGAAGCACUAACUUGUGCAUUUGUACUACAUUAUAGUAGAAUUUCAAUGAUGCUUGAACGUUCAAUAGAUCCUGAUACUUUGAGCAAUAGAAUAGUUCAUGUUAGCGUACAGCUGUUCAGUAACGAAAGUUUAGCAUUGAGAAUGGUGUAUCAAUUGAAGUUAUUGCAUGUUAUGGUUAUCAGCUUAAAAUAUAUGAUGAGCAAGAUUCUAAUACAGAAUACUUUACACGACCCGGAUAAAAAUUUUCACUACGUAGUAGACUGUGGACGUCAAGUAAUGAAGGAACAUUGUUACUGGCCGUUAGUGUCAGAUUUAAAUAAUGUUCUUUCACACAAGCCUGUUGCUUUUCGAUUUAUGAGAGACGAUACACUUUUGGAAAUGUGGUUCGACUUCCUAUCUAUGUUUCAAGGAAUGAACGUGAAUCAACGAGAAUUAAAUCAACACGUCGAGUUCGAACCUAAUACAUAUUAUGCAGCGUUUAGCGCUGAAUUAGAAGCUAGCGCCUAUCCAAUGUGGGCGUUAGUUUCACACUUACGUGGCCCUGAGAGCGCACCCCUUAGUCGAAGGGUGCUUAGCUAUUGUCUGACGGCUUUACAAGACUGGUUAGAUUCUGUCAAUUACACAGAUCCAAAUGAGAAUGAUAGCUUACAAGUGUCAUUUCAUCUUCCGCUUCAUCGAUAUUUUGCCGUAUUUAUGUGUCAAGCGGUGCGCCAACAAGGAGCUACACUUAAUGAUUUACUACCUCCUACGGAUAUGCUGCACCUUCUAAUGAUGCAUCCCUUGCGAGUUCAGGUUGCUUUCUAUGAAAUCUUGAAUGGACUGUGGGUUCGUAAUGGGCUUCAAAUAAAAGGACAAGCUAUGACUUAUAUACAGUGCAAUUUUUGCAAUUCAAUGGUGGACGCAGAUCUUUAUCUUCUGCAAGUGUGCGCGACCAAACUGCAACCAGAUGUCUUUCUAAAAACAGUCAUUGAAAAGUUUCAUGUGAAGGAAUGGAUGAGUCUUCGUUUAUACCAUACACAUCAGAAUGAAUAUCUGGAAGGAGAGCAUGACACUUCUAUGCUAGAGAGCUGCUUAACAUUUUUAGCCACUCUGGUGAAUGUUCGAACAAAUCUAGGUUUAUCUGAUCCUGAAAUGUCAUGUUUGGAAAUGGUUACUUUAUUGUGUAUGGGAGAUAAAACUCACAGCCAAUUAAUGGAAUUAAUGCCAGAACGCUGUGGCACUACCCAGAACAGAGACUUUGAAUCUGUCUUGGCUGAUAUAGCUCAAUACAGAGCUCCCAAUCUAGAAGCCAGUGGAAACAUGCAACAAGGAAUGUAUGGCCCAAAACCACGUGUAUGGGAUGAACUGUUCGAUCCUCUACAUGUUUUGUUAAGAGCAGUUCACAGGAAAGAUUUUCAGAUAUCGAUGGAUCGGUUCACCGAAUAUGUAAAGCAGUCAGGAAAGCUGAAAAAUACUACUACACCGUGGCCACCAUUUCGACAUCCUGCUCCCGUUUCACCGGAUUACGAUGAUCCACGGAUUGUGUUACGCACCAGAGUUUUCCACGCUAUGAUUCUAAUAAUACUUUAUAAGGCAGUACAUGGUUAUAACAUAUCAGAACAUGUAAUGGCACUGACUAUUUAUCUAUUAGAAAUGGCUGUAAUUACUGCAGACAUACCGGACAAAUCUGCAAAUCAUUUGUGCCAGUAUGAUAGUGGAACAUCCCGUGUGAUAAAGGAUAUGCAUUUGGCUAGUUUCUAUAAGAGUGAUAAUUUGUCCGAAAAUUUAAGGACAGUAAUAAAUCGAGUUAUCAAAGUGCAAGAAUCAGAGUCCGAAAGUUCAGACAGUGAUUUGGAGUGGGAGAUUCAAGAUGAAAUGACUGAGGUUGCUACACCACUUAUGUUAAAUGACGCAACAGAUGAAGGCUCCUUGGAAGUUCUAAGUCUACCAUCCUUACCUCCAUUACCAGCUUUACCAGCAAUGGAUGCCGAAUUUCAUAUGACUAUUGUACCUGAAGAUGGAAUUGUUGCUAUAUCAGAUGGUAACAAUGAAGACGAUAUGAUACCUCUACAGAGAGCCUUGCCACCAUCCACCGAAGAAUCCAUGGCCCUUGCGCUUGAAUCACCUCCUUCACCAGACAAUAUGGUGGGCGGUCAACCAGCAUUACCACCAGCGCCUCAACGGCCCGCUCUUAUGGCUGGCAAUGAAAUAGUUGCUGCUCAAUCUCUUUACCCAAGAUUGAGCACUUCCGGCGUGACCGUAGAAAUUGUUCCAUCUACAUCGAACUCUCAUAAGCAUUUCAAGAGGAGAGACCAUAUGGGAGGACAUACGGAACCAAAAGCAGUAAAAGUAGACGAAAGCAUAAUCUCCUUGUUGUUGAAGUUGCAUUCACAAUUAUCAGGUGCGCCGGACACUUACAAUCCUGAACAGAGUGCAAUGUCGGAUAACGAAGCUAGUAGUAGCUCGGCAGCGGAACCAAAAGAGUCGAGAAUUGGCGACGGGCCGUUCUUCAUCUCCCAGCUGCUUAAUAAAAUCGCAAAUCUCGAUCCUACGUGCAAAGAGGCUAUCGUUGAAACCAGGAACAAGUUAUGGCCGCGAAAACUCAUGGCUGAAUUUGCGAACAAACAAAAGCAGUUUAUGGAGAAGGCAAUGAAAACAGAUGAGAAGGAUGGAUUCCAUAUGGAUUGGGCUAGGGACGACAAUGCAACCAAAUUGACCAACAAAAAGGAAUACGAUUGCGUUAUUUGCAAUCAAACUACUCCUACGGUUGAAGAUGCACCAAUGGGUCUCGUUGUAUUAGUUCAAGCAACAAGCGUUAUUGGUCAUGAGCGACAGCAAUCAGAAAGACCAGUCUUACCCACUUCUGACGAUGAUCCGCCAAUAAAAAAGAGCGACACACGUGGUGCCUACUUUAAACGUAGAAUGGAUGAAAUGAAUUACCAUUUUGACACUGUUUCGUGGCUGUUAUCUGUUAAUUUGAGCUGGGAAGGUGGAGUUCAUGUCCAGACGUGUGGCCACCACUUGCAUCUAGAUUGCUUGAAGUCAUAUUUACAGUCUCUUCGUAACCAACAGAGGCAGCAGAGUCUUUCUGUAGACAACGGGGAAUAUCUGUGUCCGCUUUGUAGGCAGUUAGCUAAUUCUGUUCUUCCACUUUCUCCCCAACUGGGCGAAUGUACAGCAAUGGUACAGUCACAUCACGCGUCUACUGCUACGAUACUGUUAGAGUUAAAUAAUUUCUUGAAAGAGGUACAACGAAAUCCUAUCUCGACAAAUUUGGCUGGAGCAAUGGGAAAAGCCAUGGAGGAUAUGACGAAUUGCACAUAUUUAACAUACAAGCAAAAGAACUAUUUUCCUAGUCACCAAAGUUUGUUCCUUUUCGUAACUUCUGUAGCCCGAACGAAUUUCGAAGUUGAACUCAUUCAACGCGGUGGAUCGCUAUGUGCUUCAUCGCCGAGUACGUUACCUCAGACGCCAAAACGCGACUGCAUCGUUGCACUUCUUCAUGUUCUGGCGAUGCACGCGAGAGUAUUGACUGCGUGGCCUGUGCAUCACACCUGGCAGCAAUUAUCAGGUAUACCCGCGGAUCCAGCAGCUCCAAUGGGUUUAAUACCGCACGAAAGGGAAAUACCAUUACUUCUCAGAGACCCGACUGCUCUGCUCAUACAAUUUAUAUUGUUGCUUCCCCUACAUUUGGAUCAAACAUAUUUCUCUGCUGUGGUAAAAGUAAUGUACAACUUAUUGUAUUAUCAAGUAAUAUUACAAAUAAGCUGCGGUCUCACGCGAGCAGAGAGAAACACGAUUUUAAGGAGAGAUCAAUACAUCAACCAUACUCCCAUGUCCUCAGAGACGAUACUCUAUAGAAUCAUUGAAUACUUCAACGAUACUCCGCUUUACCGUUCGGACGAUGCUGUGUAUAAGCCAUCAACCUCGUCGUCUACGCCGUACGCGAGGGUGAAGAUAUAUAAUCUCGAGCAGCAGAUACAAUCGCUAUGCUUACCAUUUUUGCGGGUGGCUGCGUUGCUUCGCUACCAUUUAUACGAACAACCUUUACCCCUAGUUAGUACAGAAAUGACUGAGUUUGUGAGAUUAGUUUAUUACUUGGAAUUAGUUUCGGAAGGGAUGGAUUGGAAUAUAUUUAAUUCGACGGUAGCUUUAAACUGGCAAGACGGCGAGGCUAGUGUUUCGGUGCCACGUUCAUGGUGUGGUCAGUUCCUCGCGUUCGUGAAUAAAAGUGACGCAGCGCGAAAUCUGAUAAUGGAGCAACACAUAUCGUGGCACGUACCCAAGUUACUCAGUCUUCCACGGGAAUACGAAAAGAUAUUUUCGUAUUACCAUGAACAACAAUGUCGGCGGUGUCAUUUAGUUCCACAAGAGAUUAGCAUCUGUUUGUUGUGCGGUACUAUUGUUUGUUUGAAACAAAAUUGCUGCAAACGGAUGAAUGUCUGUGAGGCUAUUCAACAUUCAAUCGAUUGCGGAGGUGGAACUGGAAUAUAUCUGGUGGUCACGUCGACUUAUAUUAUUGUGAUUCGAGGUCGGCGAGCCUGUUUGUGGGGAUCUUUGUAUCUCGACGACUUUGAAGAAGAAGAUAGAGAUCUGAAACGCGGGAAACCACUGUACCUAAGUCAAGAAAGAUACCAGUUAUUGGAACAGCAAUGGCUUGCGCAUAGGUUCGAUCACACGAAGAAAGCAUGGGUAUGGCAUCGCGAUGCACUGUGACCCUUCCAUGGCGUCGAAAGCUGGUUAUUUUUUUAAACACGUUGAAAAGACUUUCAACAGGUUUAUUCCCACACAAUGCCUCGCCAAGAAAUAACAGCGCUUUAAGAAUUAACAGAUCGCUCUAAUAUUGUACGGAUGUUAUAUUUAUUAUGAUGCAAGUAAGUAGACAUAAUAAUUGAAUGAAAGUAUUAUAAAAAGACGAGGUGAGAGCUAAACUAAAAGAAGAAUUAUUUAUAGU